This is a messenger RNA of Rhodotorula graminis WP1, 1398 nucleotides long. RefSeq lists its product as uncharacterized. The transcript is spliced from 3 exons. Bases 1 to 1398 code for a protein of 465 amino acids. NCBI's taxonomy places the organism in Eukaryota, Fungi, Basidiomycota, Microbotryomycetes, Sporidiobolales, Sporidiobolaceae. The record is from RefSeq and is a predicted model, not a curated record.
AUGCCGACCCUCUCUGCCGUGCCGCACGAGCUCCUCCUCAAGGUCAUCCGCCACGCCCUCACGACCUCGCUCAUCUCUGAGCCUCUCCUCGUCCACGGCCAGUUUGCGCACCUCACGGUCACCUGUCGCACGUGCGCCUACCGCCAGGUCGCGUCCGUCUGCCGCCUGUGGCGCGCCAUCGCGCAGGAGGUGCUCGGCCAGGACGUCACGUUCGCCAAUGGGUGCGGCAGCGCCGAGCGCGACGAGCUCGUCGUCAAAGCCCUCGAGCACGACCCGUGGCGAGCGUCGAACGUCCGGCACGUCGACGUGAGCCUGAGGCGCGCCGCCUGCGGCUGGGGCGCACCUCCUUCCGGCGUCGACGUCGUCGGCGACCAGUCGAGCGAGGCGGCGGUCAUGUCGGGCGGCGACGACGCUUUCAUCAGCAGUCGCGAGGUACAGGCUGAGCGCUGGCACGCGCAAUGCCUCGCUCGCGAGCAACAGCGCUUCGUCCGCCUCCUCGCCCACUGCAGAUGCAUCGAUACGCUCGACAUCGACGUCGGCUUCUUCCAGGACGUCCGCCUGCAGCCGACUCUGCUGCCGGCGACGUUGCGCACCCUCACCCUCCGCAACUGCGACGCCGCCGACACGUUCGCCCUCGUCUCUCGCCUGCCCGAGCUUCGCGACCUCACUCUCCGACUCGCGCUAGACUGGUUCGUCCCGUCGACCCACCUCGCCGAGCCGUCCUCCCUCCCCUCGCUCGAGCGCUUCGAGCUUUCGACGACGGCGUUCGGCGCCACGUCCCUCUCGUCGAUCCUCGCCCUCCUCUCCAACUCGCGCGAGUCGCUCUCGUCGCUCGCGCUCCGCAACAAAGGCGCGAGCCAAGGCGCCCUCGCCGCGUUCCUCCCCGUCGCGUCCGGCCUUAUCGACGAGCUCGCGCCGCGCUUGACCCAGCUCAGCGUGAGGGACAUUCCGCGGUGCGGGCGGCGACACGCAGGGACCGGGCCGGCGACGGGUUGGUUCCCCUCGACGGCGACGCGCUUUCCUCGCCUCGAGCGCCUGCACCUCACGGGCGUCGCGCUUCCCUCUCGAGCUUUCUUCUCGCACACGCUCGUCGUCGGCGAGCCCGAAGCGGCCGGGAGCGCGCAGCCGGCGGCGGCGGCGAGCGGGCUCCGCAGCCUUACGGUCGAGGAUUUCGACGCGCGCUCGCUCGAGCCGCUCCUCGAGGCGCUUCGAGCGACGCCGAGCCUGCAGCGGCUCGAGACGCUCGCGGUCGCGUGUGCGAGGGCGGCCGAGAUGGGUCGAGCUGGCGAGGGAGCAUGGGCGGACGAGCAGGGCGAGGUCGAGAGGUGGUGCGAGGAGAGGGGGACGAAGCUGGUCGCCGGGUGGAAGCUGGUCCGGGUGGAAGGGUGCGGAUGGUAG